CUAAUUUCAAGGACCGACAACUCUAGGUGGACACCUAGUAUACUUCCUUUUCCGGUAUAAUUCGCCAUCAUGGGUAUAUCUCGUGAUAAAUGGCACAAGAGGAGGAGUACUGGUGGGCGUAUGACCCAGAUCCGUAAGAAGAGGAAGUUUGAACUGGGUCGCCCUGCUGCCAACACUAAGCUGGGAACCCAAAGAAUUCACACAGUGCGAACUAUGGGUGGCAACAAGAAGUUCCGAGCCCUCCGUCUUGACACAGGAAACUUCUCUUGGGGGUCAGAGGCUAUAACAAGAAAGACGCGUAUCAUUGAUGUCAUUUACAAUGCCAGUAACAAUGAACUGGUCCGAACCAAGACUCUGGUGAAGUCUUGUAUUGUGCAGAUUGAUGCCACCCCAUUCAGACAGUGGUACGAAGCUCAUUAUGCCAAGCCCUUGGGAAGGAAGACUGGAGUAAAAUUGGCAGAAAAAGAGGAAGCCGUGCUGAAAAAAUUAGAGAACGCCUCCAAGAAAUUAAAGAAAAAGUACAGUGAAAGAGAAAAGAUGGCCAAAGUAGAGCACGCCUUGGACGAUCAAUUUACAGCUGGACGAGUGCUAGCUAAAGUGGCAUCCCGCCCAGGACAGUGUGGCCGAUGUGAUGGAUACAUUUUGGAGGGAAAAGAACUCGAGUUCUAUCAGAGAAAACUUAAGACGAAAAAGGGAAAAUAAACAUGUGAUGCCAUUAUUUAAAAUAAAUUUAAAAAAAACUUCA
This is a messenger RNA of Saccostrea echinata, 745 nucleotides long. Its product is annotated as small ribosomal subunit protein eS8-like. Bases 70 to 702 code for a protein of 210 amino acids. Gene Ontology annotation, biological process: translation; maturation of SSU-rRNA from tricistronic rRNA transcript (SSU-rRNA, 5.8S rRNA, LSU-rRNA). Gene Ontology annotation, molecular function: structural constituent of ribosome. Lineage: Eukaryota; Metazoa; Mollusca; Bivalvia; Ostreida; Ostreidae. The record is from RefSeq and is a predicted model, not a curated record. Gene Ontology annotation, cellular component: cytosolic small ribosomal subunit; ribosome. The transcript has 5 exons.